GCCGGGCGGGGGCCAUGGCGGCGCCGCGCUCCUUCAGCGCCGCGGAGGUGCGGGAUCGCUGCGCGCGGGGCGAGUGCCUGGUGCGGUGCCGCCGCCGUCUGUACGACCUGAGCGCCUUCGUGCGACUGCAUCCCGGCGGCGAGCGGCUGCUGCGGAGCAGAGCGGGCACCGACGUGAGCGCCGCGUUAGACGGGCCCCCGCACCGCCACUCGGCCAACGCCCGGCGCUGGCUCGAGCAGUACUACGUGGGCGAGCUGCGGGACGAGCAGAGCUGCCCCAAGGCUGAGAAGCCGCUGGACGCUGCAGCCCCACGGCUGGAUCCCCGCUGCAAGCCGGUGGACGUGGGCACGGACCUGGUGGACUGGCGGAAGCCCUUGCUGUGGCAGGUGGGCUACCUGGGGGAGAAGUAUGACGAGUGGGUGCACCAGCCCGUGGAUCGGCCCAUCCGCCUCUUCCACUCGGAUUUUAUUGAGGCCCUCUCCAAGACGGCGUGGUAUGUGGUGUUCCUGGUGUGGACCCCCGUGGUGCUCUACCUCAGCUGGCUCAGCUACACAGCUCUGGCACAGGGCGACACCAGGCUCUUCUCCUCCUUCACCGCAGAGUACUCCAUCCCCGUGCACAAACACUGCUUCCCCUUCAUCUUCCUCCUGGGGAUGUUCCUGUGGUCCCUGCUAGAGUACCUCAUCCAUCGCUUUGUCUUCCACAUGAAGCCACCCGCUAGUAACUACUAUCUCAUCACCCUGCAUUUCCUGCUGCACGGGCAGCACCACAAGUCCCCCUUUGACAGCUCCCGCCUGGUCUUCCCCCCGGUGCCGGCCUCGCUGAUCAUGGCCUUCUUCUACGGCGUGCUGCGGCUGCUGCUGCCCGAGGUGCUGGGGCUGUCUGUGUUUGUGGGAGGGCUGUGUGGCUACGUGGUGUACGACAUGAUGCACUACUACCUGCACUACGGCUCGCCGAAGGAAGGCACCUACCUGUACGGGCUGAAGGCGUACCACGUCAAGCACCACUUUGAGCACCAGAAGUCAGGCUUCGGCAUCACCACCCGCUUCUGGGAUCACCCCUUCCGGACGCUCAUCCCCGAAGAGACCUUUGAGAAAGAGGACUGAUGGCCCCGGCGCUCAGCCGACCGUGCUCAGGGCCGUGACGGCUCAGAACGCUGUGCUGCCGAGGGUCGGCACCGUCCUCCUUGUCCCUCUCCGUCGCCCGUCGUGGGGCCGCUCCAUCCCCUCUGUGCUGCCGCUGGGGCCGGGGGGUGUGGAGGUGGGGAGGGGGCCGGAGGAGGCUGUUGGGGCUCCAGCUCUUCCCAUUGAGAGCACUGAUGAGCGGGCACCUCUGUGCCUGGAGGAUGAAGUGCCGGCUGCCUCGAGCCCCCCCUGCUACACCCCGCACCCCCGCCUCUCAGUGCCUCCCUGAGCCGCCCGCUGCACUGCGCCCAACUCCCACCCGGGGGCUCCGACCUCUCGGGUUGCCUGUGGGGGGGGGGAGGCAAAAUAACCGAGGGAAAUCAAACCAAACCCGCGCUGCCUGCCCGUGCAGCGGGCUUCCCUUGCUCUGCGGUGCCAGGCGGGCGUCUGGCAGGGCGGCCUUGGCCUUUCUCUAACCAGCGCUCCCAUCUCCCUGUCAGGUCUGUUUGACUUUGCAUUCGUGUGGUCCUCAGCUACUUGAAACUUAAACUCCAAUGAAUGGAAUUGCUAAAAGAUGCCUGUUUUUUUUUGGUUUGUUUUUUUGGGCUGAUCCUGUGAUUAUUAUUAGUAUUUUUUUUUUUUUCUAAUGUUUACUGCAGAUAUUUAAAGGUUCGGAAUGAAGCUAUUACGUACGACUGUAGACAUGGCAAUUGUAAAUAAACUGUAUAUUUUGAAAAAUAAAA
Tympanuchus pallidicinctus (lesser prairie-chicken) is the source of this 1867-nucleotide messenger RNA. RefSeq names its product fatty acid 2-hydroxylase (gene FA2H). The record is from RefSeq and is a predicted model, not a curated record. NCBI's taxonomy places the organism in Eukaryota, Metazoa, Chordata, Aves, Galliformes, Phasianidae. Gene Ontology annotation, biological process: fatty acid metabolic process; lipid biosynthetic process. The transcript has 7 exons. Gene Ontology annotation, molecular function: fatty acid 2-hydroxylase activity; heme binding; iron ion binding. Gene Ontology annotation, cellular component: endoplasmic reticulum; membrane. The coding region runs from base 15 to 1106 and encodes 363 amino acids.